GAAGGGAGAGACACACUACGUUCAGGAGCAGAAGGCAAGAAUUGCAUUAAGAUAGCAAAGCUGUGUGAAACAUCGCGAAAUCAUGAGCAAGGACAACAAGAAGAAGCUGCUGGCCCAGCGCCACGUCUCCUCGCGGAUGAACUACCUCUACCAGGCGUCCAACUUGAUGGCGGAAGGCCAUCGGGCCAAGCUAGCCGCCUACUACGGGAAGCUCUGCCGGAAUGUGGGCACCAAAGCCGUGAUGCACAUGGCCCCUGCCUUGAAGCGCUCCCUCUGCAAGCGCUGUUCCCUGCCCCUGCUGCCCGGCGUGAACACGGAGCUGCAGGUGUCCGAAGAGCCCAAGGAGGCGGCGGUGAGUCCUCCAACGCAGAAGCAGGCUCCUUCAAGCGGCGAAGCCAGGACCAGGAAAAAGCGCCACCGCAGGCAGCGCAAAAAGCCCAAAAGGAGCGGGAAAGACGGGGAUGCUGGGAACAACCGGAGGCCCCAGCCAGAAACCCACAACGAAAGCGAUCCAAUCUCUCUGUACUUGAAGUGCUCACUCUGCCACAGCCGGCGAAGCUUUCCGGCGGACAAUCAAAGAGAUUGCUGGCUGGAGCAGCCGCAAUCCGUGGUGCAAGUCGUGUCUCUCCCGGGAGAAAACGGCCAGCGAUAA
Drosophila biarmipes is the source of this 652-nucleotide messenger RNA. RefSeq lists its product as uncharacterized. Bases 83 to 652 code for a protein of 189 amino acids. NCBI's taxonomy places the organism in Eukaryota, Metazoa, Arthropoda, Insecta, Diptera, Drosophilidae. Gene Ontology annotation, biological process: tRNA processing. The transcript is spliced from 2 exons. The record is from RefSeq and is a predicted model, not a curated record. Gene Ontology annotation, cellular component: nucleolar ribonuclease P complex.